Anguilla rostrata (American eel) is the source of this 1353-nucleotide messenger RNA. RefSeq names its product SPC25 component of NDC80 kinetochore complex (gene spc25). The record is from RefSeq and is a predicted model, not a curated record. Bases 185 to 868 code for a protein of 227 amino acids. Gene Ontology annotation, biological process: chromosome segregation. NCBI's taxonomy places the organism in Eukaryota, Metazoa, Chordata, Actinopteri, Anguilliformes, Anguillidae. The transcript is spliced from 7 exons. Gene Ontology annotation, cellular component: Ndc80 complex.
GUUACGUUUUCAAAUUUUCUCUAAAUUUCUCUGUGGAUUUCUUGAGUUUCUUCCCGCGGAGUUCGAAAGUGUAAAUGGGAUAAACCAUCAAAAAACAUCAAAACGGAUCUCUACUGGCUUCUUAUUAUAACUACCGUCAAGUAAAAACGAAAAGAUAAGCCGUUGUGAUACACUGAUCACGAGUAUGGCGUGUAUAACAGACCCAUACGUUAAUGAACAGUUCAGCAGCAAGCUUGAAGAGGUAAGGAACAAACUGCUCAACCAAGCAAUAGGCGAGAUGAUCGACACGGAGGAGGAGUUGUGUCAAGCGCACAAACAGUUCUUCAAAUCGGUAGAAGAUGCUUGUUCGAAGAAAUGCAAGGAGGCUGAAACCAUGUUUGAAACUAUUCAAAUGUACAGAAAUGAGUUGGAACACAUCCGUGAUGUUGUUAAGCAGAAGAGGGACAUUAUUCCGGAGGCAUUGUCAGAAAUGGAGGAAAAGGAGAUUCAGAAAGAAAACCUGAUCAGUAACAUCAACAGACUCAAAGAAAGCCUGGCCACGAAGAAGGAACUUAUUGUUUCUCAAAACAAAGCAAAUAAAGCCAGACUGAAGAACUUGAACAAAGCUAAGCUGGUGUUCCAGGAAUCACUGGGACUUGAAAUAAGAAAAAUUCAUGGUGAAAAGUUGCAAUUUAUAUUCAGAAACAUCAGCCAGAAGGACCCUGAGACUGCAUACACCUUUGUCCUCAGGAUCAGUGAAGAGGGCUCUUAUGAAGUGGUUUCCUGUGAUCCUCCAAUAGCAAACAUGCCCCACUUGGAGCGUAAACUGCAAGAGACAAACAACUUCUCUGCGUUCCUGGCAAACGUCAGGAAAGAAUUUGCAUCUUAAACCUUUUUUUUUUAUUGUGCGAAGUAGCCCAGUGCUGUGAGAAUUACAUUUUUCCCCCCUGAAUGGAGUUGUGGAUGCAUUAGGUGAAGGAAGGACUGAAUAUUUUACUCAAUAAACCCUGGAUGUGUUAAAUGUAAAAUUAUCACUAUUUUAUUUGCUGUAAAUGUCGCAAUUUUCAUAUUUAUUUUUUAUUUUCUGUCAAGGGGAAAUUGUGUAGUUUAUUUCUACAAAUGAUUAUCGCCGCUGUUCAUUUCUGUUUGUCAGAGUUAAAGGCUAAGACUCAUAAUUUCUGCAGUUUGUAUUAAAGCUGUUCUCUUGGCACAUCAUGCUGGUCACUGGGCUUAUAGUUUAGGGAAGGAAUACUUGUAAAUGUCUUAUUUCAGGAGGUGCUGUUAUCCACUGCAGUUUAAGUAGCUUAUGUUUUUUUUCCUCCACUGUCCACGGACAUUCCAGGGUCACUACUUUUAAAAUAAAAAUACCAAAAA